This is a messenger RNA of Pestalotiopsis fici W106-1, 606 nucleotides long. RefSeq lists its product as uncharacterized. The transcript is spliced from 3 exons. Gene Ontology annotation, cellular component: nuclear cap binding complex. Gene Ontology annotation, biological process: mRNA cis splicing, via spliceosome. Gene Ontology annotation, molecular function: RNA cap binding. NCBI's taxonomy places the organism in Eukaryota, Fungi, Ascomycota, Sordariomycetes, Amphisphaeriales, Sporocadaceae. Bases 1 to 606 code for a protein of 201 amino acids. The record is from RefSeq and is a predicted model, not a curated record.
AUGCGCGGUGGUUUCAGAAACACAGUCGAAAGACUGGACCGCCCCAGCGCCUACUAUCAGAGCAGGAAUAAUAAGCGCAGGCGGAAUGAUCGCGGCCGCGACGACAGAGAUGGAGACGCGGAGAUGAUUGAUCAGAAACCAGAGGACAAGCCUGAAGAAGACCCUCUUGCUAACGCCACCACAUUAUAUGUUGGCAAUCUUUCUUUCUAUACAACUGAAGAGCAGGUCUAUGAUCUCUUUUCCAAAUGCGGCGAAAUCAAGCGUCUCAUCAUGGGUCUUGACCGGUUCCAGAAAACGCCAUGCGGCUUCUGCUUCGUAGAGUACUACACGCAUCAGGACGCAUUAGACUGCCUCAAGUACAUUGGCGGCACGAAACUGGACGAGCGUAUCAUCAGGACGGAUCUGGAUCCGGGCUUUGAGGAGGGCCGACAGUACGGUCGUGGCAAGUCGGGCGGUCAAGUGCGCGAUGAGUACCGAGAUGACUUUGACGAAGGCCGUGGUGGUCUUGGCCGUGCCAUCCAAUCCGAGAGAAUGAGAGACAACGAGCGGGACCGCGAGCAUGACAAGGAUGAGCAGAUGGAGAAGGACUACGGCAGGCUGAGAUAA